This is a messenger RNA of Coturnix japonica (Japanese quail), 3409 nucleotides long. RefSeq names its product abhydrolase domain containing 10, depalmitoylase (gene ABHD10). NCBI's taxonomy places the organism in Eukaryota, Metazoa, Chordata, Aves, Galliformes, Phasianidae. Gene Ontology annotation, biological process: protein depalmitoylation. Gene Ontology annotation, molecular function: hydrolase activity, hydrolyzing O-glycosyl compounds; palmitoyl-(protein) hydrolase activity. Gene Ontology annotation, cellular component: mitochondrion. The record is from RefSeq and is a predicted model, not a curated record.
AGCACCCGCUCACCACAGCAGCCCAUGGAGCGCAUGCGGAGGCGCAUGCGUGUGGAGGCGGACAUGGCGGCGUCUUUGGGGCUGCGGCGGUGCAGUGGCUGCACCUCAGUCCCGCUUUUGGGGUUGCCGCUGCUCAGUGCGGCCCUGGGGCUCCCGGUUUGCAGGUGGAAGUCGUCAGUCAGCUUUCUUACUCGACCUGAUCGACCAAAUCUAGCCUACCGUAAGCUGAAAGGCAGGAAUCCAGGGGUUAUUUUCCUUCCAGGCUUCCAGUCAAAUAUGAAUGGUCAGAAAGCAAUUGCCCUUGAAGAUUUCUGCAGCUGUCAAGGUCAUGCCUUCGUCAGAUUUGAUUAUACAGGAUGUGGAAGUUCACAGGGGAACUUUGAGGAGUGUACAAUUGGGAAGUGGAGGAAAGAUGUUCUUUCUGUACUGGAUGAACUUACAGAUGGACCACAGAUUCUGGUGGGCUCCAGCUUGGGAGGAUGGCUGAUGCUCCAUGCUGCGAUAGCACGCCCAGAUAAAGUAGCUGCUCUAGUUGGAGUAGCUGUAGCAGCAGACCAUCUCGUAACAGCCUUUAGGAGGCUUUCCAUUGAGGCGCAAAAAGAAAUAGAAGAUAAAGGCGAAUGGAAGUUUCCAAUGAAGCAUAACGAGGAAGGAUAUUACUCCGUGACCUAUGACUUCAUUAGAGAAGCAGAAAAUCACUGUCUGCUAAAUAGCCCUAUCCCUAUAACAUGUCCCAUCCGUCUUAUCCAUGGCAUGAAGGAUGGUGAUGUCCCUUGGCAGAUCUCUAUGCAAGUCGCUGAUCGUGUUCUGAGCAAAGAUGUGGAUGUUAUUCUCCGCAAAGCUGGCCAACAUCGAAUGAGUGAGAAGGAAGACACAAAGCUUCUUGUGAACACUGUCGAUGAUUUAAUUGACAAGUUGGCAACGCUAACGUAAUCUGCAGAGCAGCAUAAAUAGAUGAAGCCUAUACCUGACUCUUUUCCAUCAGAAGCAGAAAUCCUGUUCUUAAUGAGAUUAUUCUAGCAGUGUGACUAUCACAGUAGGAACAAAGCUCAGUCUGCUGUUUCCUUACCUCUGUUUCAUAAAUAAAGGUAUUUUUUUAAUGCUGCGUUUGUACAGAUAGACCAAAAUAUAAGGAAGUGCUGCUGCUGGAUGCUUUACCUCUUAAAUAUCUUCUUUUUUUUCCCCAUGAGCCUCCUACCCUUUUGUACUGAAAUGCUCAUUCAGUUUUGUUACUGCUGACCUUGUACAGUACAACUGAAGUUACUUAUGUUAGAAGUAGUGAACAAUAUGAAGUAAACAGCUUCCUCAUAACUGAUGGCAGCGUUCUUAAGGUGCAGAGCAGGCAUUCAGGAAUAGUUAAUGUCAAUUAAGGCCUAAAAUUAGCAGUUAUGAUGGGUGUGUUUUAGGGUUUUUUGGGUUGGUUGGUUGGUUUUGAAUUGAGGCUUACGCCUAUAAACAUUCAGUUCAACUGUAGUAGUUGUUGCGGUACCUUUGAGCAAGACAGAGGAAAACAGGUGUGAAAGGGGCUGUUUUGUGAGUGCUUUGUGUGUUUUUGUCUAUCCACUGUUCUCUUAUAACAGCCUUUCGGUGAGAGAAGGUGGGUGAGCAUAAAUGUUGAGGAUACGAAACUGCAGCAUCAGUUGCCUUAAUGUCAGCAUUACCAAAGGGUAAUGAUAGGGGUAUUUUUGUGCUAGUUGUUUGGUUGAUUUGCCUGUUUUCUGUACUUUUCUCCUUGCUAAAUGGCGGUUAGUGAUAGCAUUUACUUUACAGUUACAGCCCCAAUUUAUUAUGUACAGUGUAAAUGCAAAGACUGGUUGUACUGUUGAGAAUCAGUGAACACUAGUGCCUCUCUCUGUGCUCCCUUACCACUUUAUUAAUUCGGUAUGUAUUCCUGUGCAUAUAAAGAGGCAGACUUUUUGUAGACAGAUGUUUUUUCCUCUAAAUUUACCACCGUAGUUCUGUUCUCAUUGCAGGCACAGCAUUUAUCCUUGUGUUCCUGCUGGAAACUGCCAGCAUUUUGAUCACUGCCAGCAUAUGUUCAGAUGCCAGGAAGAAGGGAUAGAUGAUAACCAAUAAGCUCCAACGCGUUCUCUGUUGCCAUGCUGAUGUUGUCAAAGCUCUGCUGCUAAUUGCAAUAACAGAAAGUCUGAAGGAAAACAACAUUAUGGCAUAGCUUUCCAAAUGCUGUAGCACUCCUGAAACCAGAGAUUUACAUCCUACACAUGGCCAGCUCUUGACCUCUCAGGAAGUCUUGACAAUCUUAAGUAAUGCAAUAUUUGUAUGUUAGAGUGUUGUCAUUUUAUUUUCUACCCUGUAUUUGUCCCCAGAAUUACUGCAUGUGGCAUCUCCUUCAUCUUUGCCAGUAGAUGUCUGGGUAGUGAAUUGUUUUCAGUGUUAGUCAUGUUUAAAAGUAAGUAUAAUAAGUAAAAAAUAAUUAUUUUUGCUAGUACCUGUAGGUUAAGCUGUUAGCUUAUCCUUUACUUUUGGCAGGUCUGAAAGUGGCUCUGGGCUCUUCCAUCACUGUGUGUUGUACAGACGUUGGGAGUGAUACAGCUGCCACAGUACGUGGAAGCUCUGGACACAAACAGCAUCUUCUCUUGUUGAUUUUGAUCAAGCAGUAUUCGUUGAAUAAGCACGUGGAGUGUUUUUCUUCUAUGUAAAGCUUAACAUACAGAUCAUUAACUCCCACCAAGGAAUCAAGUUUCAUGACUAAGUAACAAAAAGCCUUUAUAGCAAGUCGCAGAAGCUUGAUUACCAUAUAAUACCAAAGAAGCAAGUGAUAGAUGUCACCAAAAGAAACAGAAGUAUUAACCACCUGACUUCAGUUGUCCCUGCUCCUUAAAGAUGCUUUAGUUUCCAGUUUGCUGCAGGAAAAUCUGUGGAGCUACUCAAAUGGUGUGAAACACAGAUUAUUCUGUUUUCUGAAGGGAGGGAAGUGGUAGAUUCGUUUGCGUGAGUGUGUGAUUAAGCUCCGUAAUAGACCAUUAUGUACUGAAAAAGUCUAUAAAGCGUAUUAAACUCGUUUCCUAUCAGGCAAGUGCUCUUAGCCUCUGUUUAUUGAGCUGUGCUAAUGUAACUUCUUAUCUUGUCUUGUAUUCCACUUGUUCUGUGCCUUCUGUUGUUUGACUUUGUAGUACAUGCAGCAGCCUUUUUUUUCCUUCUUGCUUGAGUUCCAUGGUAUGAAGUGUACCAUAUAGGUCCAGUGUAGACAGUUUAUUUUCUCUUGCACAAACACUGAGUACAAAAACAUCCUAGAUGGACAGGCCUGAGAGGAACUGCCUCCUGCUGUUUCUUUCUUAUGUUAAUUUUGACUACAUGCUUUCCUUUGGACAUUCUCGGAUGGAACAAAGAGAUUUAUGGUACGCUGCUUUUCAUAUCAAAUAAAAAUAUGCUAUAGAGGAACUUUCAA